AUUCCAAGGUCGAUCAAUCCGGCACGAUGAAGCUCUCAGAUGGCUACCGUCAAAUCCAAGACUCACCUUGCAUGCGACACGUGUCGGCAACGGAAAUCGAGAUGCGACGGCAUCCGUCCUAGCUGCAGCCACUGCAGGGUUGCGGGUCGGGAGUGCACUUACCGGCCCACGCCGACGAACCUAGAGACUGACGUCUCGGUCCUCUCGCGCCUCGCAGGCGUCGAAGCCCGCCUCCAGGCCAUUGAGGGCAGGGGUCGGGGCACACCAGACCGGGGUGGGGGGUCGCAUGCGGACGGAACCACGACAGCGGGGCCGGCAGGGAGCCCGAAACCACCGUUGCUCAGCACCGCCCCCGAUCUCCACACCGCCUCGGCCUACAAGAUGCUCCACUACUGGCCCAGGAUCCGCCUCAACCUCACCGCCCCCGGCAUUGUGUCGACGUCGUAUCUGGCCGAGGCCGAUGCUGCGGACCCGGUCCUGCUGCAGACGCCCACGUCCGGCCCCGAUCCCCCGCAGCCCCCUCUCUGGCAGUUGGUCCGGCUCGUCGAGGAAUUCUACAGUAGCUCCGUCGAGAAAUUGCCGGUUUGUAUCCUGGAGGUGUUCGAUUCCUGCCCGGCCUUGGGUGUCCAUUACGUGCUCAACGGCCUGGCGCAGCUUUAUCCUCCCGACGCCGUCUCACAGCAUUCUGCGACGGUUGAUCUUCAUAGGCUUUCGAUCGCACAGCUUCUGGUUGUGUCCCUGGCCAAGAGAUCGUCGAAUGAUAGCGCCAUGCAAUCCGAUUCAGCCACAACGGCAAUCUCGGCCGUCUCCUUCACGAUCGCUCUUCAGAAACAAUGGAUGCUGAUGUCCAGCUCGGAUGAGGAACGGCUCCCCUUGGCAAUACUCGCGGCAUACUGUCUGUUUUACUACUGGGCGCGGCCCUUUCAUGCUCUCGGUCUAUUGCAGUCUGUCGACCCGGCCAUCAAACGCUACUCGCUCCGGCAUCCAGAUGACUCACUAGUGUGUCGCUACUCCAGACUGCACUUUAUCCUCGAGAGUGACAUUCUAACGGAGAUCGACGGCUUCCCAUCCAAAACAUGCGUGUCACUACUGGGUGACCACCCUCAGAGCUCGCUCCCCUUGCCAGCGAGCCCCGACAACUCCCUAACGGGCGAUCAAGGGACGUCGUCGGCGGUCGGGAACUAUAUCGAAAGCCACAUGUGGUUGAGGUGCUACCUGAACCGGACCCUCCACCUCCUCUACGGCACCAACAAGGCGUACGCGCAGCCCCACGAGCUCGCGGACAUUGUCUGCAGCCUGUCCGCCGAGCUGCGGCAAUGGUACCAAUCCCGACCCCUCGGCCAGCAAUUUGUGCGCGACGCGACGACGCUGAGGAUGAACGUCCCGCCCGUGUCGCCCCGCCUUAGGGAAAUCGCGCUGCGAUACUUCUCGUGCGUGUUCCUCCUCCACCGCCCGGUCCUGUACUUCUUCCUCCACAAAGACAUGGAAUACACCGUGCGGCCACCCGACAACCGGACGCUGCACUCGGACCGCGAGCCCUGGGUCCUGGAGUCCUGCCGGGACUGCAUUGAGAGCGCCGCGCUGCUGAUCCAUUUCGCGUACAUCCCGAUCGAGUUGGGCAACAACGGCGGGGUGGAGAGGUCGUACCGCAGCUGGGGCGAGGUCCAGCUGCUGUUUGCCGCGUACCUGGUGCUUCUCCAGGUCAAGUCCGUCACGGCCCUGUUCCCGAUAUUUCGCAACAUUGGAGACUUGGAUGAGCUGCUGGAUAGGGUGGAGCGGGUAUUUGAGGCGUUGCCGGUGGAGUCGCUCAAGGUUCACAGGAGCUUGGUUAUCUUGCGGAAUGAGCGGCACAACUUUGAAGUCUCGUCGCCGGGAUAUUCGAUUGGUUCGGUUUAAGCGCCUGGCCUGGCCGUAUUAUGUCACUUUGUGGGCGCACGGGUUUUGUUCUUCUGGCUGCAAAGAAGGAGUUGGAUACGAGGCGGGGAAUAUAUUAUGGGAAGCACAUGUCAUGGCCUUUGACUGGGAAAUCUAAUUAAUUAUCUGG
Molecule: messenger RNA, 2044 nt
Organism: Phialemonium atrogriseum
Lineage: Eukaryota; Fungi; Ascomycota; Sordariomycetes; Cephalothecales; Cephalothecaceae
Exons: 5
Coding region: 40-1896 (618 amino acids)
Biological process (GO): regulation of DNA-templated transcription
Molecular function (GO): DNA-binding transcription factor activity, RNA polymerase II-specific; zinc ion binding
Source: RefSeq, a predicted model, not a curated record